This is a messenger RNA of Clarias gariepinus (North African catfish), 1858 nucleotides long. RefSeq names its product cAMP responsive element binding protein 3-like 4 (gene creb3l4). The transcript has 10 exons. Gene Ontology annotation, cellular component: nucleus. The coding region runs from base 138 to 1481 and encodes 447 amino acids. Lineage: Eukaryota; Metazoa; Chordata; Actinopteri; Siluriformes; Clariidae. Gene Ontology annotation, molecular function: DNA-binding transcription factor activity, RNA polymerase II-specific; RNA polymerase II cis-regulatory region sequence-specific DNA binding. Gene Ontology annotation, biological process: regulation of transcription by RNA polymerase II. The record is from RefSeq and is a predicted model, not a curated record.
GUAGAUGUGUUACAGAUUGUGUUUGUGUGUUUUAACGCUCAUCCUGCUCGUGAUCCUGAAUACACGGAUGUUUGUGGUCCGGAGCUGCGGGCACGCGCAUUAGACACCUUCAAUUAACAAUAAAACAGAUCACUGCGAUGCACGAGACGGAGAGAGGCGCGGGACACGGCUCACCGACCGGAAGUGAAGUGUGUGAGGACACAGGAAGUGUGUAUGUGGGACAGAGUGAUGAAGACACGGUGAUGGAAGACGGAGCGUUCGUCACUGAUUCCUGUCCUCCAUGUGUCUUUGAGGGCACAGAGGGGUGGAUCCUGCAACACCAGUCUAGCUUUAACGACAGCGAGUCAGAGGACGUUCUUCACACCGUCAACCCAAACGAGGUCUUUAACGAGAGUGACAGUGCCGCCUCUGACGCCGCUGACCCUGUCCACUGCCAGACUCUGGCCACGCCCACUGUCUAUCAGGUCGUGUAUGAUGUCAGUGGAGUGGGUGGAGACCAACAGAAGCAGCAGGACGUGGACGUCAUUUCUAUCGAGCUCGACGAGUGGAGCGCCCCCGUGCUGCUGUCUGACGCGUGUGUGGUGAGCGAGCUGCCCCUGGUUUCCGCCAUCAAAGUGGAACACGCCCAUCCUAAGCUUAACCACACCCACUCUGAUCUCGACCACGCCCUGUUCGACCUUAGCCACGCCUCUCAUUCCUUCACUGAUGGCCUGCUGUAUCCUGAGCUGAAGCUGACUGAGGAGGAACAGAAGCUGCUCAAUCAGGAGGGCGUGUCCCUGCCCAACAACCUGCCCCUCACCAAGUCAGAGGAGAGAAUACUGAAGAAAGUGCGGCGCAAAAUCCGUAAUAAACAGUCGGCGCAGGACAGCAGGCGCCGCAAGAAGGAGUACAUCGAUGGUCUGGAGGGCAGGGUCGCGGCGUGUUCAGCACAGAAUAAGGAACUCCAGAGGACAGUGGAGCAGCUGGAGAAACACAACAUGUCCCUGUUAGCACAGCUCAGGAGGUUACAGUCUCUGGUGAAACAGACGGCGAGUAAAGCGGCCCAGACGAGCACCUGCGUCGUGAUUUUGCUCUUCUCUUUAACGCUGAUUAUUUUCCCGAGUUUUCGUCCCUUCAGGCUGCGCGCUGAUGCCUCAGACGACUCGUACACGCCCACCGGAGUCAUUUCCAGGAACAUCCUAAACGAUGAGGCGUCUCCACUCGUCCCUUCUGGCGUCGCAGCAGAUGAUAAAACCCCCGUCCUCGCGGAGCUGCAGCCCGCGGCGGACAUGCAGCGUGUCGAGCGCUUUGACUCGGACGACGCAAAAAGAGACGACAGGAAACAGGAAGUGGUGCUUCCGGACGAUGCGAUGAAAUUAAAUGACUCCACAGUGGAGGGAAAUGGGGUGGAGCCAGUCAGCGUCGACUCGCCCUCCCCUUCUGCAGGGGGCGCUGCAGUGGACGUCGACAUGACCAAACCCGCGCACGCUGACGAAAUGUAGCAGCACAAAGCGCUAACAUUAUUCAUGGUCGCUAACGGGCCUCGUCCUAAAUCGUUACAUCUUGGUACUGUGCUGAGGUAGUGGACUACGAUAGUGGACACACUAGUGCACCAUCGCAGGUUAGGGUCUCUGGUGUGGUGCACUAAAAUGGUGGUUAGGACAUAGAAGCUCAGAUGACUGGUCUUAAAAUGUCAGGUGACUUUGAAUGUGGGCGGGGCUAUCUAAUACUACACUUUAUCAGUGCUGUAGUGCACACUGUAGUGAUUUGGGACACAGCACAUGGAAAGACUCAGGAGUGGGCUGUGUCCCAAAUCAGAGGGGAUUUCCUGCUGUUAGUACUCGUCUGUAUUUUUACAAUAAACGUCAUUGUGAACCAG